This is a messenger RNA of Dendroctonus ponderosae (mountain pine beetle), 1542 nucleotides long. RefSeq names its product probable cysteine--tRNA ligase, mitochondrial (gene CysRS-m). Gene Ontology annotation, molecular function: ATP binding; cysteine-tRNA ligase activity. Gene Ontology annotation, cellular component: cytoplasm. Gene Ontology annotation, biological process: cysteinyl-tRNA aminoacylation. The record is from RefSeq and is a predicted model, not a curated record. Bases 1 to 1542 code for a protein of 513 amino acids. The transcript has a single exon. NCBI's taxonomy places the organism in Eukaryota, Metazoa, Arthropoda, Insecta, Coleoptera, Curculionidae.
AUGUUUACCAAUAAACCAAAGUUAAUUUUAAAAAGAGUUCUCUCCACUCACAAAAGCAUCUGGAGAGUGCCCAAAGGGCACGAUACGGCCAUAAAUAUCUAUAAUUGCGUGACAAGGAGAAAUGAGCCAUUUAUAGUGAGAAAUAAAGAUGUGGUGACCUGGUAUACAUGCGGCCCCACUGUUUAUGAUGCCGCUCACUUGGGCCAUGCCAGCUGCUAUGUGAAACUGGACAUAAUCCAGAGGAUAUUAAGGCGGCACUUUGCUCUGAAUGUGGUCACCUGCAUGAACAUUACCGACAUAGACGAUAAAAUCAUCAAAAGGGCCCAAGAGUUGCGAACCGAUUUUAGCGAGGUUUCUAGGAAAUUUGAGAAGGACUUCUGGGCGGAUUUGAGUGCGCUGAGUAUCCCCCAACCAGACAUAGUGUUGAGAGUAACCGAAAACAUCCCCUUGAUCAUACAGUUUAUUGAAAAGCUCCAAGCUGAUGGGGCGGCAUACACAGGGGGCGACAGUUCGGUUUACUUCGACACCUCACAAAGUUGCCAUCCUCCAGGCAGACUGCAGAACAUUAGCGACUCUCCUCCGGAUAGUUCAAAUCCCCACAAACGCCGGCAAGCGGAUUUUGCCUUGUGGAAAGCGGUCAAAUCCCCGCUGGAGCCCUGCUUUGAUAGCCCCUGGGGCAAAGGCCGGCCUGGUUGGCAUAUAGAAUGCUCCUCAUUGGCCUCCCAUGUGUUUGGGGCUGCUAUCGAUGUGCAUGCAGGCGGAUUGGACUUGAGAUUCCCGCAUCACGAGAACGAAGAAAUGCAAAGCUGCGCUUUCCAUGGAAGGCCCCAGUGGGUGAACUACUGGAUUCACACUGGGCAUUUGCACCUUAAAAACGCGGCUAAAAUGUCCAAGAGUUUGAAGAACACAAUUUCCAUUCAGGAGAUGCUGGAAGAGACCAAGCCGGAAGUUUUCAGGUUUGCCUGUGCAAAGUCCCAUUACUCCAACCCAGUGGAGUACAGCGUCGAACUGAUUGAAACAUCCGCUAGUGCCUUGGCGGCUGUUCGGAAUCUUUGUGUGAGUUUUUCGGAGCUGAAAAGGGGCCUUCUGAAGCCAGUUUUGAACAACGACGUGUUGAGCGAGCUGCUUGGGAAAUCCACUAAAGACAUCCAUGCAGCGCUUUGCGACGACUUCAACACGCCCCAAGUGAUACAGGCUUUGGAUCGCGUGGCUUCCACCGUCAACUCUAUGUUGCAUUCAGCAGCCUCCCAAAGUGCCAGUGGGGGUGAUUUGCAGUAUGUUUUGGCUUUAAACAAUCUGGUUCGCGAUAGUCUCAGUCUGUUCGGCAUUGAGUUGGAUGAGGCAAGAAACGCUCAUCAAGCGCAGGACUCUGUAGAGCUUAUCGAUAAGCUGGUGAACUUCCGCCAAGACGUUAGAGCUGUAGGCUUGCAGGAGAAGAACCAAACGCUAUUAAAGCUGUGCGAUGGUCUAAGAGACGAUUUGAAACCUAGUGGGUUGACCAUCAAGGACCACGGCAAAACUUCUUCUUGGAGUAAAAAUUAA